AAAAAGGUAGUAAGUACUAAGUAGCGAAUUAGCGAUAGUCUGAUAUUGACAUUUUGCAAUAGUAGUACCUAUUUUAUUAAUUUAAGAAUACUGUUUACUAAUAUUCAUAAUGGGCUUAAAAGAAGCUGCUAUAUAUUUAGAUAAUCAGUUCAAUACAUAUUACGCGGGCCAAACUGUUAACGGAAGGAUAGAAUAUGUUUUUGACAGUCCAAAAAAAGUUAGAGGUGUACACGUAAAGUUUAAGGGCGAGGCUCAUACCGAAUGGAGCGAAAGUAAACAAGAAGAGGAUGCAGAAGGCAAGACACAAUCCACUGAUACUCUUCAUACAGGAAAUGAGGAAUACUUUCAAAUAUCAUAUUAUUUAUUGGGUAGCAGUUCAGGUAAUGAGAUAGAGAUUCCUGCGGGCAAGCAGGUGUACAACUUCACAUGCGCUUUACCACCCGUCCUGCCGUCCUCCUUUGAGGGCCAGUAUGGCUUUGUUAGAUAUACGGUGAAAGUAACUCUGGACAGGCCAUGGAAAUUCGAUCAGGAAACUAAAAUGGCAUUUACAGUCAUCAAUGCUUUGGAUUUAAAUCUUAAUCCAUCUUACAGAGAGCCCAUUCAUUUUCAAAUGGAAAAAACAUUCUGUUGUUUCUGCUGUGCGUCCCCACCACUCUCAGUAGACGUGCGGGCCCCUGUGUCAGGAUACUGUCCUGGACAAGUGAUUCCAAUUACAAUAGAUAUUGAAAACAAGAGCAAUGUGCAAUUGCAUCUUGUUAAGGUUUUCUUGCGAAAAGUGGUGACAUACAGAGCAACAUCUCCGUCUACAGUGACCAAGAAGGCUAAGGAUGUAAUUUUAACAAUCCAGGAAGGCCCAGCCCCGGCUGGUUCAACUAAACACUGGAAUAUUACCAUGGAAGUACCUCCGAUACCUCCUUCGAAUUUGGUCAAUUGCAAUAUUAUUGACUUAGAUUACGAUCUAAAGGUGGAGUGUGUCGUGCCCACGACACACAUCAAUAUGAAAGACCGCAAGUAUAUAACUAUUGGGACGGUCCCAUUGGUGGGGAUGGCCGGUCAAGCGGUACCACAGCCGUCGGCGCCGAUGAUGCCCAGUGACGGCCAAACUUCCCCCACCCAACCCGCCGUGCUGCCCGUGACGCCUGGACAACCUGCACAACCUGGAAAUAUGGCGGGCGGCGGCUGGGCGCUCCCCGGGCAGCCCGCGCAGCCCCCGCCCUACCAGUCGCUGUACCCCACGCUCACGGAGCCGGUUUACAAAGUGUCUCCAUACGAAGCGCGCACGAUCCAAGACCGCGGCGAGAGCGACGCGAUGGCCAUAGCCGGGCCCCCCCGGUUCGCGCCCUUCUACCCCACGUAUGCGGCCGUGCAGCCCCCUCCCCUCCCGCAGUAGACUGAAAGUGUUCAAGAAAUCAAAAGAUCCUGGAAAUAUUUUUUACAUACAGAUCACUGUCGGUAAUAAAAAGAAACUUGUCCUCCACUGAUACGAAAUGAAAUUUGUUGAAGAAUAGAAAUGAGAAAGAAGUUCAUCUAUCGUCAUCUAUCGUCAUCUACAGAAGUGAUUCAACGAAGUUACCGCGAGAUACUUUUCUGACAAAUUAAGAACAAUAUAUGUUACUCUACUCCGACUCAAAUUAUGGUUCAUGACGCGUUAUAUUUCGUAUUGUAACUGACGACCUCACUUUUAACCGCCGCUCCGCCGCCGUGACGUCAGCCGCCAGCGGGCCUUUAGUUAAACAAUGACUUCUCUCAUCUCUCAUCAAAUGUAUAACGGUGGAGAGAAGGCACAGCCUUGCUUAAUCUCUAAAACACCACAGUUUUAUUAAAUACUAGUUGUCGGCCUCGGCUGCGCUCGCGUAUAAGAGUGGUCGUCAGUGGGGCUAUUACUUUUUUAUUCCUUUCAUCUGUGGGGCUAUAACGGUUAGAGCAUGGCUACUGUUCCUCUUAAAUAUUUGUUUCAGAUUGUUAUAUGUUGCAGUCGAUAAAUGAGUACUAUGGAGUAUUAUGCUACUGCAUAGGUCCAAAAUACUGAUUUAUAAUAUUUUGAUUUGAUUGAUAUGAACAAAUAUUUGAUAGCAACAAUUCACUUCAGUGGUUUGGUCGUGUUAGAGUAACAGACAGACACACAGACAGUUACUUUCGCAUUUAUAAUAUUAGUAUAUAUAAACGCAAUUGUAAGCUUCAAUUCAAAUAUUAACGUCGAUGUAAAAGCAAUGGUGGCCCACACACACACUGAUCGUAUAUCUAUAUCUAUGGUAUAUCUGUUUUAUAUAAAAAAAUAAUGUGAAUCUUCUGGGUAAAUCUCAUUUUGUAGUAAUUUAAAAACAAAGAAAAUGACAUACUGGUAUUUAUAUUUAGGUUUUAAGAUUUUUUUAAAUGUUUUAUUUCAUAAAAUCAUCAUAUAUUUUCUCCUAACAUACAACUAUGUUACUUAACUUUACUUAAAUUACACAUUUGGUGGUGGUGAUAUCUUUGAUUUGAUGUAUUUAAUACGAUGAAUAUAAAGGACACAAUGUAAAAAAUGCCAGAGCUUAUGUCAAUUGUAAGGCUUUAAAUGUAUAGAACUCCAUACUGCCUGUUUUUUUAAAGUAUAUGUGACAACCGCAUGGUAAAUUAUUCUUAUUAAAAUUACUAUUAAAUGUAUUGUUACUGAAAUUGUUUUAAAUUAAUGAACUUUAAGUAAACGCACAGUUCGCAAGUAUAUACGUGUAGAUGUUUAUAUUUUAUUGGUAUAAAAUAGUAUAAAGAGGAAUUAUGAUAUAGUAAUUUUGAUGUGCUUUUAUUCUUUUAAACAUUAAUAUAUACAUUAAUGUUUUAUAUAUAUUUAUUAUAGUUAUAUUAAUGUUUUCGUCCAGAUUUUUGAUGUGCUAACGUUAUGUUUUAUGAUUUCGGAUAUUUUAUUAACCAAUAUAUAUGUUAAGAUUUAAUUUUCAAUAUUAAUAUCCACAAUUGUGAGUAAGUGAGUAAAGAGACAUUUAGAUAUGUCUAGACAAGGUUUGUUCAUUACUUUUGUAAUGUGUGGCUCGAACUUUAUUUAUUCGUAUAGAGAAGCUUUAUUAUGAUAAUUAUCUUAUCUGAUUAUGAAUACGUGUUCUGUAUCACGUGAUUAUUUAUAAAAAUUUUUAUAUUGCAGGCUGUGUUGCUAGUAUCGUCAUUUUAACUCGUUUCGCUGAAAAUCUCAUUUUUUUAAAUAUAUUUUACGUCAACGGCCUCAGUAUUAGCAUUUUACAAAAUUUAUUAAUCUGUUAUAAAUAAAUUAUAAUACAUUUUUA
This is a messenger RNA of Vanessa tameamea, 3269 nucleotides long. RefSeq names its product arrestin domain-containing protein 17. Bases 110 to 1390 code for a protein of 426 amino acids. Gene Ontology annotation, cellular component: cytoplasm. The record is from RefSeq and is a predicted model, not a curated record. NCBI's taxonomy places the organism in Eukaryota, Metazoa, Arthropoda, Insecta, Lepidoptera, Nymphalidae. Gene Ontology annotation, biological process: protein transport. The transcript is spliced from 9 exons.